Molecule: messenger RNA, 1524 nt
Organism: Gekko japonicus
Lineage: Eukaryota; Metazoa; Chordata; Lepidosauria; Squamata; Gekkonidae
Gene: TCEA1
Product: transcription elongation factor A (SII), 1
Exons: 7
Biological process (GO): DNA-templated transcription; positive regulation of transcription by RNA polymerase II; transcription elongation by RNA polymerase II
Cellular component (GO): nucleus
Molecular function (GO): zinc ion binding; nucleic acid binding
Source: RefSeq, a predicted model, not a curated record
AUGGACCAUCAAAUGAGAAAGAUUCUGAAGAAAAGAAAAAGGAAACAGCAUCUUCAUCACAAAAUAGUCCUGAAGCACGAGAAGAAAGCAGUUCCAGUAGUAACUCAAGCAGCAAGAGAGAGGAAGCUAAUGCUUCCUCAGAAACUUUUAUCUCUUCUUUUCCUCGGGCUCCAAGUACAUCUGAUUCUGUACGAGUGAAAUGCAGAGAAAUGUUGGCUGCAGCUCUUCGCACAGGAGAUGAUUACAUUGCAAUUGGCACUGAUGAGGAAGAGCUAGGUUCUCAGAUUGAAGAAGCUAUAUUUCAGGAGCUAAAAAACACUGACAUGAAAUAUAAAAAUAGGGUGCGCAGCAGGAUAGCAAAUCUUAAAGACACAAAGAAUCCUAAUCUAAGGAAAAAUGUUUUAUGUGGCAAUAUACCUCCUGACAGGUUUGCCAAAAUGACAGCUGAGGAAAUGGCAAGUGAUGAACUAAAAGAAAUGCGGAAAAAUCUAACAAAAGAAGCCAUAAGAGAGCAUCAGAUGGCUAAAACAGGAGGCACCCAGACUGAUCUAUUUACAUGUGGUAAAUGUAAAAAGAAGAACUGCACUUACACACAGGUUCAAACCCGAAGUGCUGAUGAGCCUAUGACAACAUUUGUUGUGUGUAAUGAAUGUGGGAACAGAUGGAAGUUCUGCUAGAAGAAGAAAUUGUUGACAUCUGGACCAGUAUGAAAAGAGGAUUUUAUAAUUAGCUUUAAGAACUAGGUCAAGCAUCUAGUUUCCCGCAAAAGGCUUUUCUCCCCAGUUCUUUUAAGCAGAUAUCUUUAAAGUUAGAUUUUGUUUUUGAUGCUGCCAUCUCUGUAGUGAAUAGUCAGCAGAGCCAGGAUGCUUGAUUGUAUGGUGUAAUUUCAAAUAAAAGUUUUUUUCAUUUUUAUAAGCAAGUCUACAUUAAACUUUUAUCAAUGACAUUUGGGUAACUGCUUUUUUUAACUCUGUGAAUGAGCUGUAUGUCUUUGCACUCAGCAUAUCUUGCUGAAAUAUAAUGGUGUUCACAAUAGCGUACUUCUAUUGAACCAUUUUGGUGUGUUAGGGCAAAUAUUUUCACUUUAUACUAUGUAUAAUGUAAUACCUAAAUGACAGUUGGAAUAUCUAAAUGACAAUUGGCGUGGGUGGCCUGGUUGUAUAAACUAUUUCUGCAUUUGGCCCUUAAAUGCUAAUAAUGAAACUGAUGUUUUGUAACACAAAUGUCCUAUCUCAAGAUCUUACAAAGUUUAUGUAACUUGCAUUGAUUUGUCCAGUUUAUUGUGCAGCUCUAAAGCAUGUGUGCUGUUUUCUAGUCCUUAUUUCUGAAGAAAUUCCUACAUGGUUAGUUUGACCUUACAGCUUUGUUUCCUUUAUAUGCUUGAUGCCAUCAUUACCUUAGGACUUUGUCAACAAACAAAGAUGCCUAGAGAUUUAAAACCAAUCUAUCCAUUUAUAUAGGUAUUGGUUCCUGUGAACUGUUAAUGACGAUCAGUUUUACAUGUAGAUCACCGAUUGCCAGACC